AUGUCUCUUAGACCAAGACCAACACCUACCAAGCAACCAUCGAUAUCAGAUGCAGUUUCCAUUACUACCAACCCACCAGCCUCCACCACCAGCUCCGAAUCGGAACCUGACACCCCGAAAAGCCCUCAACUACCACAACCCACCCUCUCCCAACGUGCCAUCUCCCAAACCCUAACAAGCACAGCAAACCUAGCCAACCUCCUCCCAACAGGCACCCUCCUCGCCUUCCAACUCCUCACCCCAAUCUUCACCAGCAACGGCUCUUGUGACUCCGCCACUCGCCCCAUGACCCUCAUCCUGCUCCUCCUCUUUGCCCUCUCGUGUUUCGUCGCGUCCCUCACCGACAGCGUCAAGGCCUCUGAUGGACAAGUCUACUACGGCCUGGCAACGACCAAGGGGCUAUUUUUGUUUGACUACCCGGAUGCCUCAGGUUCAGGUCUGCCUGAUUUGAGCAAGUACAAGAUAAGGUUCAUGGAUUUGGUUCAUGCAGUUUUGUCUGUGUUUGUCUUUGGGGCUGUGGCUUUGAGGGACAAGAAUGUUGUGGGGUGCUUCUACCCUACGCCUGGGCAUGAGACUCAGGAGGUUUUGAACAUUGUUCCAGUUGGUAUUGGGCUUAUUUGCAGCUCGCUGUUUGUGGUCUUCCCCACCAGAAGACAUGGCAUUGGAUACCCUCUUACAUCUGGCAAAUAA
This is a messenger RNA of Prunus armeniaca (apricot), 690 nucleotides long. The record is from the annotation of a GenBank genome assembly. NCBI's taxonomy places the organism in Eukaryota, Viridiplantae, Streptophyta, Magnoliopsida, Rosales, Rosaceae.